Molecule: messenger RNA, 1806 nt
Organism: Fusarium venenatum
Lineage: Eukaryota; Fungi; Ascomycota; Sordariomycetes; Hypocreales; Nectriaceae
Product: major facilitator superfamily domain-containing protein
Biological process (GO): transmembrane transport
Cellular component (GO): fungal-type vacuole membrane
Molecular function (GO): transmembrane transporter activity
Source: RefSeq, a predicted model, not a curated record
AUGUCUCUCGCUCACCAUUUAGUUCAACCGGAGGGAUUCGACUAUGAAGGCCCGGCGAAUCCCAAUUAUGAAGGCCCAACACAUCCAGAUGUCUCUCCUGGUUUCGGAACGCCAAAUAUUCUCGACACUGAUAGGUUUGAGUACGAAUCCUUUCCCGACAGAUCAAGCUGGCGACGCCUGAGUUUUGCUCCCAUUGAGAUCGUGCAAAAGCUACCCAAUCUUGCUGCUUACAAGGUAUCCGAAAUUAAGCGAUAUGCUCAAGUAGCAACUGGCAUAAUAGCUUGCUGGCUCGCAGCUGGCAUCGUCUUCGGUUUCGCCGCUCUGAAACCCAUCUUGAUCUCCGAGGGAAUUUAUUCCGAGCUCUGCGACAAUGACCAAACGAAAUUUGGACACACACCAGACUUUCAGGUUCCAUGCGCUGCACAGGAUAUGCGAUUGAACCUGCUUUUCAUCUCAGCGUCAAUCUCAGCCAAUGUCUCUUCCCUCCUCGCGGGAGCUGCCCUGGAUCGCUUCGGCCGUCGUGUAUGCUGGCUUGUUUCUAGUCUUCUGUUGACUCUGGGGUCGUUAUUGAUGGGGCUUUCCUUUUCCAUCCCCGGAUUCCACGGCUAUCUCGCUGGUAACAUCUUUCUUGCUUUCGGUGGCACUUUUCUCUUUGUUUCCUCGUUCCAGUUGGCCAAUGCCUUCCCCCUGUAUUCCGGCUUGAUCGUCGCUCUCGUUACAGGCGCCUUUGACGCUUCUGCCGCUGUCUUCCUAUUCUACCGCAUGGCUUAUGAAGCUACCGGCGGUAGAUUUACCCUAGACAAAUUUUUCUUUAGUUACAUUUCUGUCCCGGUGUUUAUAUGCCUGGCCGAACUGCUCUGGAUGCCUCCUCAUUCGUACCAUACCCUACCUCAACUCGAGAAGAAGAUUGAAAGCGCUCAGGAUCGCAAUCGUGACAUUCAUGCGUCGGAUGAUGAGAUCGAUGACACGAAUGAACUGAGACGCGUUAGAAGCGCACGUGCUGAGCAACGGAUAAACAAAAUCGAGAUGAUCGAAGAAAUUACCGGUGACGAAGCAGAAAGAGGAGCGAGGAUCAGAGAGGAGGAAGAGAGACAGGAGACCAGUGGUGUUUGGGGAGUUUUACAUGGAGUGCCUGCUCACAGACAGAUGAUGUCGCCCUGGUUCAUUCUCAUAUUGCUCUUGACGAUCCUACAGAUGCUUCGCAUGAACUACUUUAUCGCCAGUGUCAGGUCACAGUACCGAUACAUGUUGGGUUCUGACAAGGCGGCUGAGCUCGUCAAUGACUUUUUCGACAUCGCUUUGCCUGUUGGAGGAGUUGCUUCGACACCUUUUAUUGGUCUUUUGCUAAACAACUUGAGUGUUCCCAGUAUUUUCGGCGUUCUUACAGUGUUUAUCGCUGUCAUUGGAGUUCUCAACUGUCUUUCAAACAUUUGGGCAGGUUACUUUACUGUCAUCACCUUUGUUUUCUUCCGACCUCUUUACUAUUCAGCCAUCUCUGACUACGCAACCAAGGUUUUUGGAUUCGCUACUUUUGGACGCAUCUAUGGGACCAUCACUUGCGUCUCGGGAAUCACUCAGCUUGCUCAGUCCGGUCUCGACGCGCUCACCCACGGCCCGCUUCAUGACAAUCCAACACCUAUCAACGCCACGCUGGGCGCUGUUGGUACCCUAGUCGGUAUCAUCCUUACCGUAUUCGUUGCCAUUAAGGGUAGGAUGUUUGUGGAGAAGAAGGUUGAGAUGAAAGCAGAUGAUGAGCGAGAGCGACUUUUGUCAAAUGCGCAGUCAAACUACGGCACUGGACACUGA